Messenger RNA from Caenorhabditis angaria, 1148 nucleotides. NCBI's taxonomy places the organism in Eukaryota, Metazoa, Nematoda, Chromadorea, Rhabditida, Rhabditidae. The record is from the annotation of a GenBank genome assembly.
AUGCCUCGAUAUUUCGGAAUCGAUUGGGCGCCAUUAAAUAUUCCUCUUGAACGUCGACUUCAAACUCUUGGAGCGCUGCAUUUUUUUGCCAUCACACUGUUUACACCAGUUAUUGUUCUUAUUUUACCAAUUUAUAUGGUGAGUUGACAUGGUUCAAAACAUUUCCCUUGAGAAGUUCUAAUGAAUUUCAUUUUAAAACAAUACUAAAAAUUAAGAUUACAACUUAUUUAUGGCCGUUGAUAUUGAUUUAUUGCAUUUGGGCAUAUUAUGAUUGGGAUUCUCCAAAACGCGGUGCCUAUCGAUCAAAAUGGUUUCAAAGUCAAAGAAUCCAUGAUUAUUAUGCGAAAUAUUUCCCAGUCAAAAUGCACACAACAUCAGAAUUGGAUUCAAAUGAGAAUUAUUUGAUUGGUUAUCAUCCACACGGAAUUAUCUCAAUGGCGGCUUUUAUUAAUUUUUCAACAAAUGGAACAGGAAUUCUUCAAAUUUUCCCGAAAAUUCAAUUUCAUCUUUGCACUUUAGUUGGACAAUUUUGGAGUCCAUGGAGACGUGAAUGGGGACUUCUUCAUGGAAUGAUUGAUUGUAGCCGGGAAAGCAUUAAAUAUGUUUUGGAAGAUAAAUCAAAAGGUAAAGCUGUUGUUUUGGUCGUCGGUGGAGCAGAAGAAGCUCUUGAUGCUCAUCCAGGACAUCAUAUUUUGACAUUAAAAAAGAGAAAGGUAUUUUCGAUACAUAUUCCGCGAAAACAUAUUUUUAACUUAUAAAUUUAGGGAUUCAUCAAAAUAGCUCUUCAAACUGGCGCCCAAUUAGUUCCAUGUUAUAGUUUUGGUGAAAAUGAUAUUUUCAACCAAGCUGAUAAUCCAAAAGGAUCAACAAUUCGACAUUUUCAAACCGCGAUGAAAAAAAUCAUGGGUUUUUCACCACCCGCUUUUCACGGAAGAGGCGUUUUUAAUUAUACUUUCGGACUCCUACCAUUCAGAAAACCAAUAAAUACAGUACUCGGAGCACCAAUUCGAGUUAUCAAAACAGAGCAUCCAACUGAUGAACAAAUUGAGGAAUUACACAAAGAAUAUAUGACAAAAUUGCGAGAACUUUUUGAUGGAAAUAAGACAAAGUUUGGAGUUUCAAAUACAACUCAAUUGGUGAUGAAUUGA